AUGAGGGGGAGGGGCUUGAAUGGGCGUGGCAAAGAGCAGGGGGAGGGGAGGGGGCGUCUCUGGUGACUCUCCCACGACCCCUGAGGGGCGGGGGUCGCUCGUGUUCGUGUGGGGGCACUUGAAGGGGGUCUGUGCUAGGAGGGCACCGCACCGGGUGACGCAGCUCGGCCAAGCCCCGCCUCUUUCAGCCGGAGCCCCGCCCCUCCCGCCUGAGCCCCGCCCCCAAUUCCCGGCCCGUUCCGGGACGCUCUGUGAGAAGUUGGGGCGUUGCCGUGGCAACAGUCUGUCCCGACACAUCGCGACAGCGGCUUCGGGGACAUUGCCGGUCCCGGGAGAACGGGACAGCCCCGGGAGCGCCGGCUCGGGCAGCGCCAUGGCAGCCGCGACUGCCGCCACCGGAUCCCGGUCCCUCCGUGCCGGGGGCUCCUCCCGGGGGUCCCUCCUCGCCCGCCGCCUCCAGCUUUCCCCGCCGGGAUUGCAGUCCGUCACGGGCUCCAGCAGCGCUGUCGUGAUUUCUCAGGAUGUACCAAAACAUCCUCAAGAGAUUCUCUCCUUCAAGCCCAAGCUCAAGACCAUCCAAGUCAUCACCAAGGACGUGAUCCGGGAACUCGUCGUUCCCCAGGAGAAAGCCGAAGCGUGUCUCAUCAUCGGGGAGAAGGAAUAUGAGAGGAUCAAGGAGUCAGCUCGAGCCCCGAGCGAGGAGGAGCGCCGGGACAGGCUGAAGAGCCUGAAAGCCAGACAGGACGCUGCUUUCGAAGCCCUGCAAAAGGCCAAGAGCGAGGAGCAGAGAAAGGCAGAGCUGCAGGACGAGAGGGAGUGGCGGAGAGACGUGCAAGAGGAGCUGCAGCAGGAGAAGCAGCAGCUGCUGCAGCGGGCGGCCAGGAUGAGGCUGGAGCAGGAGGAAGAGAUCCGGGCGCUGAACACGCUGUUCCUGGAAGCCAAGUGCAACAUGAUCUGGGACAAGCAGCUCCUGGAGAAGCGCACGAUCCGCAAGGAACUGGCGGACGAGGAGAAGCGGCUGGACAAGAUGAUGCUGCUGGAGUGGGAGAAGGGCAGCGAGGUGCAGGAGGAGCUGGAGUGCCAAAGGAAGCGGGAGCUGCUGAGAGCCAGGCACGACAUCGCCAAACAGAUGGAGCAGAACGCGGAGGAGCGAGCGCUGAGGGAGGAGGAGCUGUACCAGGAGGGCCAGAGGCACCUGGAGCGGCUGGAGCAGAUGAAGAGGGAGGAUCGCGAGGCCUGGCAGCAGAAACAGGAGCGCCGAAAGCAAAUCCAUGCCGAGAUUAAACAAUUCAACGAGGAGAGCCAGAGGCUGCAGGAGGAGCAGCGGAAGCGGGAGAGGCUGGAGGAGGAGCGGGCGCUGGAGCAGCAGCGGCAGAAAGAUGAGCGCGAUGCUGCCUUGGAGGCGGAGAAGGAGCGGCUGCGGCUGGAGAAGGAGAAGGAGCUGGCCCGGCUCAGGGUGACGCAGGAGCGGGCCCAGGACUGGCUGGCAGAGCGGGAUGCUCUGAGGGCCAAGAGGAACCAAGAGGCCGCCGAGCGGGAAUGGCGGCGGCAGGAGCUGCAGAAGGCGCGGAAGAAGGCCGAGCUGGAGCAGCAGCUGAGGCAGGAGCGGCUGCAGCAGGUGGCCCAGAAGGAAGAGUACGUGGCCAUGCAGGUGGAGCAGGACCGCCAGGAGUUCCAGAGGGUGCUCAGAUCCAGGAGCUCCAGCAGCAGCGGCAGCGGCAGCGGGAGGCUCUGAUCGAGGAGGGCCGGCAGCAGCAGCAGGAGGCUCGGCAGCGCAGCCAGCGCCUCGCCCGCUUCGGGCAGCAGAAGCUGCAGGAGCUCAGAGCCAGCGGCGUGCCCGAGAAGUUCUGUGCCCAGGUGGAGCGCAAAGCCCAGAAGCGAGCCAAGGCAAUCCUCUCCUAGGCCCAGCCCCGCCAGCAACCAGCUCCAGUUCCCACCCAUUUGGGGCUCCAUUUGCAUUGACAUUUCCAUUUCCAUUUCCAUUUCCAUUUCCAUUAUUUCCAUUAUUUCCAUUUCCAUUUCCAUUGUUCUGGGUUCCACGGUGGGGUGUAACCAAACUCUGAGUUCUGCUCCCAUCUCCACCAUCCUGCUGAGCUGGCAGUGGAUGGGUCCAGCUGGAGCUGCCCAGUGCACGGGUGAGCCCUGGGGCCGUCAGAAGGGAAGGGAAGGAGGCAAAACCUGCACAGAAAUGUUUGUUUGUCUCCCCAAAGUGCAAACUGCACCCAGCCCAAGCGUCACCUUUGCCACUGGACCGUGGCUCAAAGGUCUCCAGCCUGUGGACACCCAGGCCAUCAAGGAUUGCCCAAAACAUCCCAAGAGUUUGUAGGAAUUCUUGAUUGUGAAAUUCCCAGCCCGGGGGGAGGUACUGAUCAUUCCUCAAUCAGACCAAAUGUAAUCCGGGCUCUUUGGGGCUUUGGGAUGUCACCUCCACUCGAGGGAGCCAGAGGAGGACCAGACCUUCCCCAGGACCAUUUAUUUCACCAUCAACAGGACUUCAUCCAUGCCCCCUGACCAACAGGAUGCCAGGUUGGAUUUUGUGGUUUUAAUCCAGUUUUCCUGUAUCCCUGCAUUUAUUGUAAUCUUUCCAUGAAGUUGUAAUUCUGACCUGAAAUCUCUCUCGAGGUAUUUGUGUGGUGUUCAUUUCUCCUGCUGGUUUGCUUUCAAACCAGCACAUCCAUUGGCUGAGUUUUCCAAUAAAUUACAUUUUCUGUGUAUUCCAUGGGGCUCUUGCUCCUAAUGCUCCCAAACCUGGAGGAGUUUUCCUGCUGGUUUUAUCUGCAGGACCAUGGAGAGGAAAUGGGAUGGAAAACCCUGGCAGGACAGGGAUGGGAGUGAAAAGGAACAACAACCACCAGAGGAAAUUCAACAAGGAUAAAUCUGCUCCGGUGUUCCGUGGGCUCAGUCAGAACAGGAGGGAUGAUGAUGCUUCCCAUCCUCUGGAAGGGAAAUGGUGCCAUGAGCAGGACUAGAGGAGCCCUGGCUCCUUCCAGAUGGGCCAAAGGGGCACUGGGAUCUCCUGGAUGCUGUGGAUCCAUGGAUUGGGGCACAGCAGAGCCACGGGAGCACAACAUCCCCUGCUGCCACCGAGAAUCCAUCCCUGUUCCUGCGGAACUGAGCUGGGACAUGGAGUGACCCCGACUGGGAAGGAACAAAACAGCCCCUUGGUGCUGGCCCCGGGAAUCCUGGGCACAGAUCCUCUCAGGAGAGGGGAUUUCAGCGAGCCCAAAGGUUUUGGCAGAGCUGCUGUGGAGACAGAGGGAAUUCAACUGCAGUGGCCUGAUCCCAACAGCCCUGGGAAAGCGGGAGGAACACCCACAGGGCCUUGGUGGCACCACGGAGUGGGGAACACGGCAGAGGAUGGGGAAAAAGAGAACCCAGAGCCUCCUGAGGGCCGCUUUGACCAUCAGGGCAGUGAAGCUCCAGGGCCCUGCCAGGUUCCUCUGCUGGAGGAAAUGUGCCGGGGAAGUGUCCGGGCUUUGUUCCUUGUUGGGGCUUUUCCCUGGAAAUCCCUCCUUUUGUCACCCUUUGGAUUCUGAAUCUUGCUGCUGUUGGUUUUGCUCUCUCGCUGCUGUUUGAGGAAAUUGUUCUUCCCUCAGCCCUUUGGGACCUUUGCCUUUUGUGCCUCCAGCGGCAGGGGCUGGGACAGCGGCCCCUGCUCUGGAGCUGCAGAAUCCCAUUCCUAAAGCCUGACAGAACUGAACAAACACCAUUUCUGCCAGUUUAACCAAAAAGCUGCAUUUUGCUACCAGAGAAACCAGUGCUGGGUUCCCUGGCACUGGGAGGAGAGGUGGGGAGCCACGGCUGUACUGGGAGCACUGGGAGGGGGAAAGGGGAGCACUGGGUGCCCUGGGCAGCCCCCCCCUGACUCGGGAUCAUCACCCCAGGCAGGAGGGACAGCCACGGGAGCUCCUCGUGUCCCCAG
Molecule: messenger RNA, 3922 nt
Organism: Poecile atricapillus (Black-capped chickadee)
Lineage: Eukaryota; Metazoa; Chordata; Aves; Passeriformes; Paridae
Product: cilia- and flagella-associated protein 45-like
Exons: 11
Coding region: 20-1735 (571 amino acids)
Source: RefSeq, a predicted model, not a curated record